Salarias fasciatus (jewelled blenny) is the source of this 3044-nucleotide messenger RNA. RefSeq names its product frizzled related protein (gene frzb). Gene Ontology annotation, molecular function: Wnt-protein binding. Gene Ontology annotation, cellular component: cytoplasm. The transcript has 8 exons. Gene Ontology annotation, biological process: canonical Wnt signaling pathway; non-canonical Wnt signaling pathway. Lineage: Eukaryota; Metazoa; Chordata; Actinopteri; Blenniiformes; Blenniidae. The record is from RefSeq and is a predicted model, not a curated record. The coding region runs from base 100 to 1047 and encodes 315 amino acids.
UUGCAGCCUGAGGAGCAGCAGAAAAGGCUCCGAGCCGCAGGAGCGAGCAGACCCGGACCUCUCCCCCCGGAUCCCCGCUGUCCGUGCCGAGCCCCCGCCAUGCUCUCCCCGGGACUCUGCGUGCCUCUCCUGGCCGUGUCCUGCGCGCUGUGGCCGGCCGCGGUCCGGGCGGCGUCCUGCGAGCCGGUCCGGAUCCCGCUGUGCCGCUCCAUGCCCUGGAACAUGACCAAGAUGCCCAACCACCUCCACCACAGCACGCAGGACAACGCCGUGCUGGCCAUCGAGCAGUUCGAGGGGCUGCUGGGUACCGGAUGUAGCCCGGACUUGCUGUUCUUCCUGUGUGCCAUGUACGCUCCCAUCUGCACCAUCGACUUCCAGCACGAGCCCAUCAAGCCCUGCAAGGCGGUGUGCGAGCGGGCCAAGUCCGGCUGCGAGCCGGUCAUGAAGCGCUACAACCACAGCUGGCCCGACAACCUGGCCUGCAGCGAGCUGCCGCUGUACGACCGCGGGGUCUGCAUCUCGCCCGAGGCCAUCGUCAAGGCGGAAGGACCAGAUCCAUACUACCAGGACCCUGCCAGGUGUAACCCAGAAUCAAGUCCAGACUUCCCAAUGGACUCCAACAACCUGCACUGCAAAGGACCCAGCGGAGUCGACAACUGCAGAUGUAAGACGGUCCGGAUGUCUUUGAAGACCUACCUGAGGAAUAACUACAACUACGUGAUCAGAGCGAGGGUGAGGGACGUGAGGAACCAGGGUCUGGAGCCCACGGCCGUGAUCGACGUCAAGGAGGUCUUCAAGUCCUCGCUGGUCAACAUCCCCAGGGAGACGGUGACGCUCUACUACUCGUCCUCCUGCCUGUGUCCCACGCUGGUCCAGGGGGAGGAGUACCUCAUCAUGGGCUACGAGAACGAGGAGACGUCCAGGUUGCUGUUGAUCGACAGCUCUGUUGCUCAGAAGUGGAGGGACCGAAUGGGCCGGAAAGUGAAGAGGUGGGAUCAGGUCCUGCAGGGGAAACGCCGAGCGCCCCAGCCCCGGAGCCGCCACUGAGACCACACAGUGUGUGUGAGACUGAGCGUGUGAGUGUGUGCGUGCAUGCGUGCGCGUGUGUGUGUGUGUAGAUAUUGCACUAUCACAGGCUGUUGUAGCUGAAUGUAGUUCAUCUCUUCAUCUGUCGGACUCACUGAAGUCUGAGUUUUUUCUUUGUUUUUCUUUGCACAGACAUUGUUUCAUGUGUGUUUUUAAAAGUGUGUGUGUGUGUGUGUGUGUGUGUGUGUGUGUGUGUGUGUGUGUGUGUGUGUGUGUGUGUGUGUGUGUGUGUGUGUGUGUGUGUUCACCUGCAGCACUCGGUUGAGACAGAGAGGGAGUGUAGCUUUAAACACAGCCAUUCCAACAUGUACACGACACUUUCAGUGGAACCGAAUCCCUUCAGUUUUGGCUCCACUUUUCCUCAUUUAUCUAUCGACCAAAACUUUAUUGAAAUGUGCAGAAAAAGUGAGAGAAAACAGCAGAAAUAGUGUGAAAAACAACAAGAAGUGAAAAAGCACAGAGGUACAAACAGUAUUGAGGUCACACACUGUUGAGUGAAAAUGGCCUGAAUCAUGAAAACUCGGCAUAAAAUGACUCAUAAAUACAGAAUGUUACCAGACAGGAUGAAUACACACACAAAUUAUUAAGAAACACACACAAAAUGACAACACAAAGAUAUCUGAAAAAGAAAAUACCUAUGAGGAGACAAAACUCAGUGAUAAAGAUGAAAUUAAAGGAGAAAUGGAUUAAAUUUCAGUAUGACGGCAAAAUGGUGCAAAAUAAUUCCAUGAAAAAUAUUUCAACAGGGCUGAGAGUGAAUAUCACAGUGAAAACAAUUACUACAAAGUCAUUCAAGCAUGAAGAGACUGAAAAUGAUGAGACAAACAGCAUGGCUGCAUGUUAUGUAUGAAAAAAGUGAAAUUGAAAAAAAAUUCAGAAAAAGUCAAAAUUCAGAAAAAAAAGGUUAAAAUGAUCAAUUUAGGAAAAAGUCAAUGUUUUAAAAAUACAUGUAAAAAAUUCUAAUCAUUGCAAAUUCUGUAAAAAGUUACAAUUCUGAGAAAAAAAUUAAAAUAAAAACAUUAAAUUCCUGGAAAAACAUCAAAAUUCUGAAAAAAGAUUUAAAUUUAUAAUUUAUAGAAAGUCUACAUUCUGAGAAAAAAAGUUAAAAUCCCAUAAAAAUGCCAUUCAAAGGGAAAAUGAAUGACUCAAGAAAAAAACCCUGAGGCCCUUAAUCCCGUUGAGGUGACGUAGCGUCGGCCGCAGCUGGUGGUUCACGGGUUCAGAUCAGAGGCUGAAUGGAGUUUAAUCCAAUUUUAACUUCUAUCAUUCUUUAUUACUGAAUAUACUUUAUAAAGGUGAGAACUCGUACUUGUCAACGUUAUCGGUGCAUCUUUACUGUAGAGCCACAAAAAUUAUCCCAAAAAAAAAGCAUCACAGAGAGCUGACAGGAAAACAAGAGGAAUCAGAAGACACUGAAAAGACAAAAUAACCAGGAAUUGUCACAGAGUGACUGGAAAAGUGGAGAAACGGGCACAUGGUGUGAAAAAGGAGCAGGAAACUGAGUCUGUUCUGUCGGAUUUCAAAUUGGAUCCUGAGGCUCCGGUUCCCCUCUCGUCUCUUUGGGACGACUGUUUGCUCGUGUGUGUUACUUUAAGUUCAUUUCACUCACAACCUGUACAUAACAUCUGUGAUUUCUAUGAUCUUUUCAAUAUUUUCAAUGUAGUUUUCAGUCAUUUAAAGGCAGAAAAUGUAAAGAAUUAAAGGAAUUUUGCACAGUUUUCAUGCAUUGAUUAACCGACCUGUCCACCUUCUCCUCGUUUCUACUUUAUUUAGACUCGCUGUUUGUGACGGAGCUCGUUUCAUUUCAGACUCGAGUUAAACCUGCAGACUGUGUCAUGUAAGGUUUCUCCUCUGUCAAUCUCCGACUGUAUUUUUUGAAGACAUAACCGAAAUGACGACCUGUUUACUGAUUAAAUCACAUUAAACAGACGCUGAAUGUGAUUCUACUUUUAACAUUA